Girardinichthys multiradiatus is the source of this 624-nucleotide messenger RNA. RefSeq names its product DnaJ (Hsp40) homolog, subfamily C, member 19 (gene dnajc19). Gene Ontology annotation, molecular function: ATPase activator activity. Gene Ontology annotation, biological process: protein import into mitochondrial matrix. The record is from RefSeq and is a predicted model, not a curated record. Gene Ontology annotation, cellular component: PAM complex, Tim23 associated import motor. NCBI's taxonomy places the organism in Eukaryota, Metazoa, Chordata, Actinopteri, Cyprinodontiformes, Goodeidae. The transcript is spliced from 6 exons. Bases 143 to 499 code for a protein of 118 amino acids.
ACUGUUGAGAGGAUGCAGUUUUACGGCACUUCUUCACCAUUUCCGGUAUAAACACAUGGACGCCUGCGCUUAGCGACGAGAACAUGCGAGGUCAAAAGUUAUGAUCCCAAUCUGCGAAAUAAACGGAACAUAACACUGAGACAUGGCCAGCUCCAUGGUGGCAGUGGGACUGGCUCUGGCAGCAGCUGGACUUGCAGGUCGUUACGCCAUGCAGGCCAUGAAACACAUGGAGCCUCAAGUGAAACUGGCCCUUCAGAAUUUGCCCAAGACGGCAUUUGGAGGAGGCUUCUACAGAGGUGGAUUUGAACCAAAGAUGACAAAGAGAGAAGCUGCUCUUAUUUUAGGUGUCAGUCCCACAGCCAACAAAAAUAAGAUCCGAGAGGCCCAUAGAAAACUGAUGAUCUUGAAUCAUCCAGACAGAGGGGGUUCUCCAUAUAUAGCUGCAAAAAUAAAUGAAGCAAAGGACCUAAUGGAUGGCCAAGCCAAGAAACAGAGCUGAAGAUGCUGAGGAUUUCACACGGCUUUUAUUCAAGCCGUUUUAUGGACUUAGUUGAGGAAGCGCUUGAUUUUCUUUUAUUUUUUUCUGAUUCUUCCCAAAUAAAAUAAAAUCACUGUACAAACUGA